AUGGUGCCAUUUUGGAACCCAGAAACGGUACAAGCUUUGCGUUUGACACUGUUAGCUGCGUUACUGUUAUGGACAUACACGGGCGCUGUAGGUGCUGUAUCAGGAAAUCCGGUACACCAAGCAAGUGUAGAUAGCGGCGAUGCCGAAUCGCCGACGGUGCUUCUACUGGGAGCGAUGUUAACAGAUCCCAAACAUAAACACGUGAUUGAGAAAACAAUUGACACACUGCAGGCCAACAUGUCGAGCCUUUCGAACGUUAAAAUAGAGAUCAUGGACGAGUACAUAAACCUCACCGAGCAUUUGAACGUCAUUCACACCAUCUGUCAGAAAAUGAUACCAAAAGGAAUUACUGCGCUGAUCUCGGCGAUUGAAGGGGAAAAUUACGUGGAUGUUCAUAUUGCGACAGGAUUUGUGUCUAUGAUUUCACAGUAUAUCAACCUGCCAGUGAUAAGUAUUAACCAGGCUACAGUAACAAAGCUAGACGCGCACGCGUCGAAGACAUCUCAUUCCAGUUAUUUACAUGUGGGAGCAUCCAUGAAGGACCAAGCCAAAGCCAUGCUUGCAUUUUUGCAAUACUAUGAUUGGUACCACUUUAUAAUUGUGACUACCAUGAUCCCAGACCAUGAUAUAUUUAUUAGCAGUAUGGAAAAUCUCUUGUUUGAAUACGCCGAGUCGUAUGACCAGGAGUGGGAGAUAUGUGAUAAAAUCGAGAUCAACAUGGAACACAAUCUGACAGCCCAGGUCAAGCUUAUUAUCGAGAGCGACUGCACCAUCGUGCUUUUGUUCAGCUCACAACAAGAGGCACAAUUGAUAAUGGAUGAAUCUAAUGAACAUGGAAUGAUGGAGCAUGGAAAUGUGUGGAUAGGUGCCGAGACAAUUCUCCGAAACCUAAACGGGGCUGGGGAAAUACCCGAUGAGUUCCCAACUGGUUUAUUAGCAGUCAAAUACAGAGAAAAAUCUUACAAUGUGGAACGCGCAAUACAGGAUUCUACCAAGAUUUACUUGAAUGGACUUGAUAGAUAUGCGAGAAGCAUGGGACACAGAGAAACUCUAAAAGACAUUGAAUUCACAAAAUCCUGUUGGCAGAGCAACCACAGGCCGCCCGAGUCGCUCAAUAAGUUUGUAAAGUAUUUGUCUACAUCACCCGAUACGGACGAUUCUGAUGAUGAUUACGAGUUCGACAUUGAGGGUAACCUAAAGAACCCCAAAGUUGUUAUAAUGAAUGUACCAAUCUCAAGACGAUGGGACAAGGUUGGAGUUUGGACCAGACACGGACUAGUAAUCAACGACAUCACGUGGAUGGGUGGUCUGCAUCAGCAACCAGAGGGAUUAACGCCGCAUCGGCAUAUUACGUUCACGACAAUCACAGAAGGUUCUUACGUUAGUGUCAUAGAGUUGAACGAAGAAGAGUGCACCGCAGGGGUUCGCUGUCGACUACUUGAUGAUGAAACGGGUGAGCAUUACUAUAGAUGCUGCAUAGGCUUUUGUGUAGACCUGCUUCUUCGUCUGAGUCGAGACAUUGGUUUUAUUUUCGACCUUUACGUGGUCGAAGAUCUCAAGUUUGGUGCCAACGAGAAUGGCACGUGGAACGGAAUGGUUGGUGAUAUAUUAAAAGGCAAUGCAGACGCAGCCAUAGCGUCGCUUCUCGACACGGCGGCGAGGUCCAGUGUCAUCGAUACAUCUGUGACCUUCAUGAAAUCUGGAAUUAGUGUUUUAGCCAAAAGGGAAGAAGGAAUGGUCCCAUCUGACGCAUUUCUUGCGCCAUUUGAUUACAGUGUAUGGCUUCUACUGACAGUCGGCAUCGUACAAGUAGUAGCAUUAGCCAUCUUUGUAUUUGAGUGUUUCAGUCCCGGUGGAUACGACAGAAGUCUCACCGGUCCUCGAAGUAAGUGCUUCACCUUCGGAAGUUCUCUGUGGAUUGUCUGGGGACUUUUAUUCAACAACACAGUUCCACUGAAGCCUCCCAGGAGCUACACUGCCAAAUUUAUGACGAACAUGUGGGGGUGUUUUUCACUCAUCUUCAUCGCCAUGUACACUGCAAACCUUGUCGCCCACAUGAUCAGAGAAGCGCCAACGGAUAUGGUGGACGGGUUUCUUGAUCCUAAGCUUCAAAAACCAAACCAGUACAGCAACCCUCUUAAGUUCGGCACUAUUAAGUCAACCAGUGUUGAGCAGUACAUUAAGAAAGUGAAUACGAAAAUGCAAGAACACAUGGAUCCUUACAACUUAGAACUUGCAGAAGAUGCGGUGGCGGCUGUAAAACAUGGGAAAGUCGAUGCUUUCAUAUACGAUGAGGCGGCAUUACGUGACCUUGCGGCAAAAGACCAAGACUGUUCUUUGAAAGUAGUUGGUAAAACUGUCGGGGAAACCGGUUAUACAAUUGCUCUUACCAAAGGAUCCCACUGGACGCAUAAAAUCAAUGAAAAAAUAAUUAAAUAUACUGAUAGUGGCUUUUUACAGACACUUGUUGAAAAAUGGUUAACCAGUAUGUGUGAAGGGAAAAAUGAAAAUUCAAGGCAACCCUUAGGAAUUGAGCACUCCUCGGGAGUAUUUCUGUUGCUAUUAGGAGGAACUGCCGUGAGCAUCCUGGUAUUCUUCGGGGAACACCUCUUCUUUAAGUUUUUAAAGGGUUAUUUUACCAAAAGGUUCGCGAAAAAAGAACUGGUUGCUGUUGUUUCCGAGGCUAUGGCGCGAAGUAUGUAUACUCCUGUUUCGAAAAGUGAGCAAUGUUCGUGUAGAAACUGGUCUUGCAGGCAAGUUAGCCAAGAACUCGACGCGGCUCUGGAUCGCCUCGGCGAAUUAGAAAAUAUGGUUUGGAUGUCACGCAACGGACAUACCAACUACUCAAACAAACCGAAAGUACUGAGCAACGAACGGACCAACGAGUUGAAGUCGUUAUGGAUACCACUCUCUCAGCAAGAAAAUGAUAAUUAUACCAAAGGGCACUUCACUUCGGACUCGGAUACAGACUCCGAAACGUCGGAGCGCAAUUUCUGUAAAAGUUUCGAUAACCUGGACCAUUUAGACAAAUUACAUGAAAUCAUGGAAAGAACUGCAUCUAUUGCAGCGCUGCAAUGUGGAAGGAACACUAUUGCCAUUGAGAAGAACGACACUAUGCAUGACCACAUGGUGGCAAGGAUUAUGUCGGUGUUUAAAGAGGAAAUGGAAGAUAAUCGCACCACUGACCCGGAAUGA
Molecule: messenger RNA, 3195 nt
Organism: Saccoglossus kowalevskii
Lineage: Eukaryota; Metazoa; Hemichordata; Enteropneusta; Harrimaniidae
Product: glutamate receptor ionotropic, NMDA 2A-like
Biological process (GO): monoatomic ion transport
Cellular component (GO): membrane
Molecular function (GO): ligand-gated monoatomic ion channel activity; signaling receptor activity
Source: RefSeq, a predicted model, not a curated record